Molecule: messenger RNA, 2727 nt
Organism: Athene cunicularia (burrowing owl)
Lineage: Eukaryota; Metazoa; Chordata; Aves; Strigiformes; Strigidae
Gene: ARL14EP
Product: ADP ribosylation factor like GTPase 14 effector protein
Exons: 4
Coding region: 723-1505 (260 amino acids)
Cellular component (GO): intracellular membrane-bounded organelle
Source: RefSeq, a predicted model, not a curated record
AACAGGCAGCCCUGGCCUGCCACUGCCACCGGCUGAUGAGGGUCUGCCGUGCGGUGCCGUGCAGCCGCUGGACGUCCCGCGUAGCGUAUUCAGACAAGGGCUUACGCUUGUAAUUUCAGGACUCUUCUUUCCCUUCGACUUCUUAUAAACUGGUGCUGCCACUCUAUAGCUUCCUCCAUCCUUUGUUUCUAACGGUAUCAAGAAGCUAGAAAACCCUUGCUAAAUCUCUGCUAGGGCAUGGGGCUUUUUGACCACAAGUGCUUCGCUGUGCUGAUCCUCAUCGCUGUCUUCUGCUUUAGGUUAUUGUGUUUGGUGCAGUAAGCAUUAAUUAUUUCACAGGUGUGAAUGCAAGCCUUCGUUUUGGUAUUUGGUUUUUGAAGCUCUCCUGUUUCCAGCAGAGAGAAUUUAAAGGCAAAAUGCUGUGUACCAUUCCCAAGGGGAGGAGGGAAGAAAUGCAUGUGAAGUUUCUACCAAGAAUUCCUACAAAUCAAGUGGAUGAGCUACAUAACUUAUGUCACCAGCAUACUAUUGUUUGAACAAACUGUGGUUAUAGACUUGAUGUGCUUUCUCCCUAUUUAAUAUAGUGGUAUUUCAGCUAGUGCAACUGUCAAAACAGAUACCUGCCAAGGAUGACAUCGGUGAUCUUCCUAGAAACUAUUAAAGACUUCAAAGAAUUCAUUUUAGGCAAAAUUAAGUAAAAUAAGUUGUUCUGAUAACAUAAAAUGGAACCUUGUACAGUUGGAACUCAGCUUCAAGCUACCAAUGAAUGCCAUAAGACCUAUUACACCCGUCACACUGGCUUCAAGGCUAAGCAAGAUAUACCUUCAUCUGACCUACUGUUACUUCAGCUUAGAACAGGGAUAACCCUUUCAGAGAACAAUACAAUCUGCUUCCACCAUGCAAAAAUUUACAUUGAAAGAUUUGAAGAUUUACAAAAAUCAUGUUGUGAUCCCUUUAAUAUACACAGAAAACUAUCAAAGAAAAACUUAAGAGCAAUUGACUUAGAUGAUGCAGCUUUUCUAAGUGCCAAGUUUGGAAGACAGUUUGUACCUGGUUGGAAGCUUUGUCCCAAAUGUAUGCAGAUAAUAAACGGAAGCGUGGAUGUUGAAUCUGAAGAUCGCCAAAGAAGAAAACUUGAUUCAGAUGGGCGUACAGCUAAGGCUUUAAAGUCUCUACAGUUUACUAAUCCAGGACGACAGACUGAAUUCACUCCUGAGACCAGUAAGAGGGAAAAAAGAAGGCUGCAAACAAAAAAUACAUCAUUUAAUUCAGACAGGCAAGUUAUACCAUCUAAGAGUAAAGUCUACGAUAGCCAGGGGCUGCUGCUUUACAGUGGGAUGGACCUCUGUGACUGUCUCGAUGAAGAUUGCCUGGGAUGUUUCUAUGCUUGCCCCAAGUGUGGCUCCAACAAGUGUGGAGUUGAAUGUCGCUGUGACCGCAAGUGGCUGUAUGAGCAAAUUGAGAUAGAAGGAGGAGAAAUAAUUAAAAAUAAGCAUGUUGGUUAGUGUAUAUGCACAUUACACGCUUUGAUUAAACACAACACAUUCAUCAUUCAGUGGUUUAAUGAAAGCCAUUGGAACUUACCACAGUGUACUUAAUUAUAUGCUUUCAUGUUCAUUUUCAGUAUGAUUAUGGAAACAAACAUACUACUGUAUUUUCACACUUCAUUAUACCUUCUGUCUUGUUAGUCAUCCAGGUAAUUUCUCCUUGAACAGUCUUUCAUAGUAUGUAAGUGCAAGGUACAAAACUUUCAUGUAGUAUAUCCUGAGCCAUUUGCUAUCAUUUCAUACACUGCUUUGUAGAGUGUACCAUCUACAUGAAUCCCUCAUUUUUCCUUCUCUAGUAUGGUUUUGAAUCUGUUUAUGUGAGAGACUGAAAGUCCUCGGUGACUUACAUAUUGUAUUAUAAAGCUCUCUCCAGUAUCAAUAAUGAGUGCUCUAUCUUCUACAGAUUAUCCCAGCUACAUCUGAUAAAUUCAAUCUUGUUCACUUAAAUGGAUUCAGAAGCAUCUAGGAGUUCAGUUACUGGGAUUUAAGUUCAAGUUAUCCUUAUUAAUUCAAGCCUCACUGUUUAAGUGUUAUUAAACUGUCAAGGCAUUGAAAAAUACGUUAAUAAGUAGUUUUGUUGGUUUCUGUAUAACAAUUGAAAUACUUUUGCUGUAUUUGGUAUCAGUCUGUAAUUGGACUGGUACUUCUACAGCCCUCUCCCCUUUUUUUCUUGUUUUUAAGGUAAAGGUUUACAUGCAGCUGAAAUUAAUUUGAAUUUCUGUUCCCAAAUAAGAAUAUCCAGACUGCUACAAAAAAAAAUUGAAUUGAAAUUGUUUGGUUGAUGCAUUAUCCACCCUGAGAACAUUAAACUUUUACAAUAUAACAAGAUUUAUGGAAAAUAAAUUUUAUAAUUGAAAUACUAGUUAGAUUUAGUGUUAUUUCUUGGUCUUUUGGCUAAAUAUCCUAUUUCUAUGAUAGACUUUGAAGAUCUCUGUAUUUAUCAGGUCACAUUUAUUUGAAAAUAUUGUUAACUGUUAAUUUCUGAAGACUUAGUAAAGUUGUAUAAUCUUUGCUAUUGGUUUCUUUUCUUUUCUGUAUCAUGAAGGUUGUAUUGCUAAAAUCCAAAGCUGUGCUUUGGGUUGUACUGACCUCUGCUGGUCCUAGUGAAAUGUGAGCAUCAAUUUACACUACAUUUUAAUUAAAUCUGCUGUGAAAAUAUACAGACUUUCUCUUUUGGUCA